Molecule: messenger RNA, 636 nt
Organism: Linepithema humile (Argentine ant)
Lineage: Eukaryota; Metazoa; Arthropoda; Insecta; Hymenoptera; Formicidae
Gene: Sec61beta
Product: Sec61 translocon subunit beta
Biological process (GO): SRP-dependent cotranslational protein targeting to membrane, translocation; post-translational protein targeting to membrane, translocation
Cellular component (GO): Sec61 translocon complex; membrane
Molecular function (GO): guanyl-nucleotide exchange factor activity
Source: RefSeq, a predicted model, not a curated record
UUCGCAACUCUCCGUAUUGUACCGCCAGCUUGCGUUCGAAUCGUUUGGUAAAUAGACGUUCGCGUGUCAGAUCGUGGCUACGAGUGAUGAGUUGUCUGUUGAAUUUAUCGUGUAUACGUUUCGAUUUAUAGCGAGCAUUAUUUUGUUCUUAAUUAGAGCAAACACUAUUGAGAGAUUUGGAACAUUUCUGCAGUAAACAGCAUCAGUAGCGUCUACUAGACAAGAGAACCUUUCAGAUUUGUGAGAAAAACAAUCGUAAACGAUGCCUGCCGCACCUAGUGCUACCUCCGUGGGCUCGGUUGGACGGUCGCCCAGCAAAGCCAUAGCACCAAGAACAGGUGGCAGCGGUACCGUUAGGCAAAGGAAAACCACCGUAGCUACUUCGAGUAGAAAUAGGAAUACAGGCACAAGCUCUGGUGGUAUGUGGAGAUUUUACACGGAUGACUCGCCUGGCAUUAAAGUGGGUCCUGUGCCAGUACUUGUCAUGUCUCUUUUGUUCAUUGCAUCUGUAUUCAUGCUUCAUAUCUGGGGCAAGUACACUCGAAACUAGAAGUAAGCGCAAUCUGUUAGGAUGUGAUUGGGAGGGCCAAGAAGAAAUGAACGAAGUAAAGCACUUGUAAAGUAAAUCAGCAUAUU